Molecule: messenger RNA, 2747 nt
Organism: Bombina bombina (fire-bellied toad)
Lineage: Eukaryota; Metazoa; Chordata; Amphibia; Anura; Bombinatoridae
Gene: TP53I13
Product: tumor protein p53 inducible protein 13
Exons: 9
Coding region: 66-1721 (551 amino acids)
Cellular component (GO): cytoplasm
Source: RefSeq, a predicted model, not a curated record
UGUUAUGACGUUGCAAGGAGCUACAGGCCUGGAGUCCCCGGAAUCGCUUACUGGAUGUCGCCGUCAUGUGGCGUUUGGUUCUGUGCAUGGUGGUGCUCGCGUUCCCGGUGUGUGCUGUGAUAGGUGAAGCUGUGUGUGAUAACGGCCGGUUUAACAUUCAGUUGGACCUUCCUGACAAGGGGUCUUAUAGAUGUCCCAGGAGAAAGUGGCCUCUUUCUAACCAGGUGCUUCCAAGCCUGGCCACAUCAUAUAAACAAGAGAAUUCCUACCACACCUGUAUGGACACACAGAUAGAAUAUGCAUCCAUGAUUCCAAACAGUGGAGCACAUCGACCAAAAUUGGCCAAGUAUGGUCAAUAUAUUUACUGCCCACCCCAGAGAUGGGUUCAUAAUCUUAAGCAUGGUGGAGUUGCCUUCCUGUAUCACCCCUGUGUGCACCCACAACUGAAGGAAGCCUUGUCUCUUGUGGCACGAGCUUGCAUGUACAAGCACAUUAUAACCCCUUUCGGGAAUCUUUCCAGACAGCGGCCACUUGCCUUGGCUGCCUGGUGUUCGACACUGGAGAUGUCACACUUGAAUCUCAGUGAGGUUGUUGACUGGUUGAAGCUAAAUGUGUACAGAGCUGAGGAAUAUAAACAAGAAAAUGAAGGGUCUUACCAGCAUCUUCUAAUCUGGCCAUCCUCUGUGAUAUCAGACAAGAAAGACAUGGAAAUCUGCCCCAGGCAUUACCUUCAGACAAUUACUGAUCUCCUUAAAGACUAUAGAAAACCGCUUGCAAAGAGAAACAUGAGGAGGAGGAGUUUGAUUCUCUUACCUGUAUCUGACCAUGAAUCGUCAGUCAGCCAGUUGUAUAAUGCAUCAGACCGUACUGGCUCAAAUAAACAAUCCACAGUAAAUCUAAGCAUAACUAAUCCAGAACUCCAUCAUACUGCACCAAACACUGUCAUCACUGUUUCUUCUUCACCAGCAUCUGUUAUUAUCAAUGCAACUUCAGUUCCUUCACAAAGGACUCCAGAUAUUGCUCUAGUAGCUUCAGAUGACAAAAGGGAAUUAGAAACCCAUACAGAGAGUAAUUUAUCUGACCAGAAAAUAUCAUCUUUGGAAAAUAUCAUACACAAGCCAGCUGAAAAUACAGUUGGGUCCCCUUCUUUGAAAAAUGGUGUUGGCCCAGAGGAAAACUACACUAUGAACCAAUCAGGAACCAAUAAUUCAGACCUAUUCACAUUCCGACAAUAUGAAAGGACUUCUAACAACUCUUUCACAGCCAGUGACCAAAGAGAAAAGGUGACUAAACUGGUUCAGAAACCUACACUAGCUGUUUCUCCAAAACCCUCUGAUCUUAAAGGUAAAUCAGAGUGCAGCUGUGCACAUGAGACAACACACAACCCUGUGGCACAAGCUCAGAAAGCUUCUAGUCAUGGGAAGCACAAGUCUCCUGACAUGUUCAUUGCUACCCCUCGUACUGAAGAGGCAACUUGGGCAGUUGCAUCACUGACGUUCCUUUUUGUGUUGCUGACCUUGUCCGUCCUGUAUACACAAAUUUAUAAGAAGUUCCGCAAGAGCCGCAGCCUGUACUGGAGCACAAGUACUUUUGAACAGAUGGACACUGUGGCCUCUGUUAUCAAGAGAAGACUGCAAGGACAGAGCAAAAGAAAGAAGAGAAUUGGACACAGGAAAGCACCCGUUGUGGUAUACGAGAGCUUAAGUGAAAGCUCUGAUUAAAAUGAAGAAAAGAAUGAAGUCUAAGUAAAUAGCUACCUGUCCUCAAAAUAUAUCACUACUUGGUUGCCUACCUUGUACUAGAACACUUUGGCCCACUUUUACUAAAUUAUAGCAAGUGAUGCAAGCUUUGUUGGAGCUUGUGCAUUCAUCCAAACAUCUUAAAAAAAAUUGUGUAAUUUUUAAAUGAUGUGCCUUUAAGAAGUCAGAGCAUGUAUCUAAAUCUGUACAUUAACUAGUCAUUUUAUUUUGACAUAUGUAAAACAUGAUGCAUAAGAAAGUAGUCACUAUAUCUCUGGUUAAAAUGGUGAGUUUUGCAUCACUUGUAGAUCUCAAAUCAGCAAUUCUCUUAUCACAUCUUAUACUUUUGGGAUAAGUAAAACUGAGCCAUGGUGUAUUUGAGGUUAGGGAAGGCUUAUUCACGUGGGAAAUAAAUAUAAUCCUGUUCCUUUCUAAAAACUCUACACCGUCAAGUGAAAAGUGUAUCUGACGGACUUUGUGGUGCUUUGCCUGCUUUCAUAUGGGGACAUGUUGAUAGGUGUUCAUUUUCCUUUAAGGAACUUUUAAGUAAGUUUCUUGGUGGCAUAUUUGGGAGUCUUUUAGUCCUCAUGCUGACACAGCCAGUGUUUCUUCAAAGUUGUGCACUGGUUCCCGAAAUAAAUAUGAGCUAAAUUUUCAUAAUUCCACACCCAAAUCUGUUUUUACAUACACAUCUUGUAAUGAACAUUGCCAUUCUGUUGUACAUACAUUGGAUUAAGCUUGUUUUCUAAUAAGGUAGAAAAGGCACCAGUGAAACAAAAUACAUACUCACUUUGUUGCGGGAUCCAUCUUAUUCAUUUUGGGGUUGUUUUGCUGCUCACUAUUACGGUACAUAUGUUCUUUAGCAACAGAUGGGUAGUGAUAUAUAUUUCUAAAGAUAUUUAUUUUUGUAAAGUGUGUAAAGAUACUAUAUAUUUUUGUGUAAAUACGUACACCUUUUAUACAUAAGCUAUGUGAAAUCUAUUAAUAAAGUUGACUUUUGUUACUAAA